AUACCCCUUUCACUUGCAGUGAAGAAGACUUGAGCGCUGAGCAGAUGGAAGAAUGCCUUGCUGGGCGUGAGAUUUGCCCUCAGGCACGACACUUCGCCACGCUUGCCCUCAAGAACUACAACUCCAAGAGAGUGCAUAAGUUUGAGAUGGCAACUGUGCUUCUAUCCAAGUGUUUCACUGAGCAUGAUGGAGUGACGUAUGGCCAUGUCAACUUCACAGCGGCUCCAAAGGGUCAGGUCACGUCACUUGCAGCCAAGAGGUUAUUUUUCGCUGAGCUCAUGCUGGUUCCAGAACUGCAGAUGGAUGAGACUGCUGAGCCUAUGCGUGUUGUCCAUGUAUGCACCAUAGAUGGUUCUUGUUAUGGUGGGUGCCACCUGAUAAGACUGGAUAUUAAGAAAUCAAUAAGGAAUAAGAUGGAUUACGACCGCUGUCAUGCCUGCAGCGAUCGCAUUAAACACCCAACAGGGGAUCAGUUCAUUGGUGGUCAUAAUUCUACUAGAAUGCCAUACUACAGCACAUUUUAGUUUAAUGCGAUUGGCCUUACACAGUGUGGCAAUUGGCCAACAAAUUAGUUUGCACUGCAUAAACAUGAAUGUUAGAUUCCGUGAAAUUUUUGGGCAACCACAAUCAAAAGGAUAGGGAUGACAGGGGUGGGGGG
Molecule: messenger RNA, 658 nt
Organism: Panicum virgatum (switchgrass)
Lineage: Eukaryota; Viridiplantae; Streptophyta; Magnoliopsida; Poales; Poaceae
Exons: 3
Coding region: 45-524 (159 amino acids)
Source: RefSeq, a predicted model, not a curated record